Messenger RNA from Haliotis rufescens (red abalone), 1634 nucleotides. RefSeq lists its product as uncharacterized. The transcript is spliced from 3 exons. Bases 109 to 666 code for a protein of 185 amino acids. NCBI's taxonomy places the organism in Eukaryota, Metazoa, Mollusca, Gastropoda, Lepetellida, Haliotidae. The record is from RefSeq and is a predicted model, not a curated record.
CUCGCUAGGUGACACUGAUAAAAGCACUUCCGUUAGAAUUGUUUAGCUUUUUAAGAACAGGCAUGCAGUUGUUAUUAUCAAACAAUGGUACGAUAAACAGACGUGAAGAUGGACAAAGAUUCAUUUUUCAAGGACAGAGUGCUACACAGACUCUAUGGAGACAAAGAUACUGACCUAGUGAAGCAUCAGAAUGAUCGGUCAUCACAUGAGACAACUAGGACAAGCCCCAGCCACCAGGUGGCUGCAAAGAGGAAGAUGUACACCGUGUCUCCAGCUCCCUGUGACUGGGGGGACAACUCUGUCAACAACAAUGUCAAAACCUCGACAGAGUUACCUCCCAUCAUCAGUGAAUCAGACUCGUCAGAGACAAACGAAUCUGAUGAUGGCGCUCAAACACCAUAUAAAAGGAGAAAAAGAAGAGGAAAAAGGUUUAAGAUUGAUCCAAAAAAAGCUGAUGUGCCUCGAUGUGAGUCAGGAACAUUAGAUGUAAAAUCUGAAUCAUCAAAACAAACAAAUAAUUUUGAUUCCAAUUCAGGUGAACUGACAAAAUUGACAAAAAAUCAGAAGAGGAAGUUAAAGAAAAAGAAACAGAAAGAGAAGGUGAAAGAAAGUUUGCCCAGUGACCUCAACACAGAGUUUGUGUAUGGAGGAACGUGUGACCAGUGACCUCAACACAGAGUUUGUGUAUGGAGGAACGUGUGACCAGUGACCUCAACACAGAGUUUGUGUAUGGAGGAACGUGUGACCAUUGACCUCAACACAGAGUUUGUGUGUGGAGGAACAUGUGACCAUUGACCUCAACACAGAGUUUGUGUGUGGAGGAAUAUGUGACCAGUGACCUCAACACAAGUUUGUGUGUGGAGGAACGUGUGACCAGUGACCUUAACACAGAGUUUGUGUGUGGAGGAACAUGUGACCAUUGACCUCAACACAGAGUUUGUGUGUGGAGGAAUAUGUGACCAGUGACCUUAACACAGAGUUUGUGUAUGGAGAAACAUGUGACCAUUGACCUCAACACAGAGUUUGUGUGUGGAGGAAUAUGUGACCAGUGACCUCAACACAGAUUUUGUGUAUGGAGGAAUAUGUGACCAGUGACCUCAACACAGAUUUUGUGUGUGGAGGAACAUGUGACCUCAACACAAAGUUUGUGUAUGGAGGAAAGUGUGACCUCAACACAGAGUUUGUGUAUGGAGGAACAUGUGACCAUUGACCUCAACACAGAGUUUGUGUAUGGAGGAACGUGUGACCUCAACACAGAGUUUGUGUAUGGAGGAACGUGUGACCUCAACACAAAGUUUGUGUGUGGAGGAACAUGUGACCAUUGACCUCAACACAGAGUUUGUGUAUGGAGGAAAGUGUGACCAUUGACCUUAACACAGAGUUUGUGUGUGGAGGAAUAUGUGACCAGUGACCUUAACACAAAGUUUGUGUGUGGAGGAACGUGUGACCAGUGACCUCAACACAGAGUUUGUGUGUGGAGGAACAUGUGACCAUUGACCUCAACACAGAUUUUGUGUGUGGAGGAAUAUGUGACCAUUGACCUCAACACAGAGAUGGUGUGUGGAGGAAUAUGUGACCAGUGACCUUAACACAGAGUUUGUGUGUGGAGGAACCUGUGACCUCAACACAGAGAU